Messenger RNA from Vitis riparia (riverbank grape), 629 nucleotides. Its product is annotated as 60S ribosomal protein L36-3-like. The coding region runs from base 103 to 435 and encodes 110 amino acids. Lineage: Eukaryota; Viridiplantae; Streptophyta; Magnoliopsida; Vitales; Vitaceae. Gene Ontology annotation, molecular function: structural constituent of ribosome. The transcript has 5 exons. The record is from RefSeq and is a predicted model, not a curated record. Gene Ontology annotation, cellular component: ribosome; cytosolic large ribosomal subunit. Gene Ontology annotation, biological process: cytoplasmic translation.
UAUAAAUAGAUCUCUUCCCCUAAACCCUAGAAUUCUUCCGUGCGGCGACUCUCUUCUCCACGAUUUUUCAGGAAAAUCGUCACCGGACCUGUUUGGCAGGUGAUGGCUCCAAAACAGCCAAAUACUGGCCUCUUCGUGGGCCUAAACAAAGGACAUGUGGUGACAAAGAAGGAACUCCCUCCACGCCCUUCUGAUAGAAAGGGGAAAACCAGUAAAAGAGUUCACUUUGUGCGGAAUAUCAUCAGGGAAGUAGCUGGUUUUGCUCCUUAUGAGAAGAGAAUCACUGAACUUCUUAAGGUUGGGAAAGACAAGCGAGCCUUGAAAGUUGCAAAGAGAAAGUUAGGCACACACAAGAGAGCAAAAAAGAAGCGUGAGGAGAUGUCCAGUGUCCUUCGCAAGAUGAGGUCUGGUGGAGUUGGAGAGAAGAAGAAGUGAGCUGUUCCCAUCUUCUCUGACCCCCCAAAAAAACUUAUUGGCAGUUGAGUGCUUAUUUAGCUUUGUCUUGUCAUGUUAGAUUUGAUGGAAUUUUGCUCCAAAGUUUUGAUUUUAAGAUUCUAUAUGAACAAUCUCUAUUCAAAUUUCCGAAGUAGCAGUUGAUUCAGAUGGUGCUCCAUCCCAUUUUUAUUUCA